CGCCUACGCCCUGCAGCCUGUUUGGGAAACCCCGUUGCACGGAGAGAAGGUCCUUUUUCGUUGUACGGCCGCUGAGGGAAGGUGCUGGUGGAUUGACUUUCAAAAUGCAGAUUUUUGUAAAAACCCUAACGGGGAAAACGAUAACCCUCGAGGUUGAAUCCUCGGAUACAAUUGAAAAUGUUAAGGCUAAGAUUCAGGACAAGGAAGGUAUUCCUCCUGAUCAACAGCGACUGAUCUUUGCUGGGAAACAAUUGGAGGAUGGCCGUACUCUUUCUGAUUAUAAUAUCCAGAAGGAAUCAACUCUACACCUUGUGUUGAGACUGCGUGGUGGCGCAAAGAAGAGGAAGAAGAAGUCAUACACCACCCCAAAGAAGAACCAGCAUAAGAGGAAGAAGGUCAAACUUGCUGUCCUUAAAUAUUACAAGGUUGAUGAAUAUGGGAAAAUCUACCGUCUACGCCGUGAAUGUCCUUCAGAGGAAUGUGGUGCUGGUGUGUUCAUGGCCAGCCACUUCAACAGGCAAUAUUGUGGAAAGUGCUGUUUAACAUACUGCUUCAACAAGGCUGAAGAUGCAUAAUUGUAUUCACUUUAAUAAACAAUGAUAGAAAAUUA
Messenger RNA from Hypanus sabinus (Atlantic stingray), 610 nucleotides. It is a transcript of the gene rps27a, whose product is annotated as ribosomal protein S27a. Gene Ontology annotation, biological process: protein ubiquitination; translation; modification-dependent protein catabolic process. The record is from RefSeq and is a predicted model, not a curated record. Gene Ontology annotation, molecular function: structural constituent of ribosome; protein tag activity; ubiquitin protein ligase binding. Gene Ontology annotation, cellular component: nucleus; cytoplasm; ribosome. NCBI's taxonomy places the organism in Eukaryota, Metazoa, Chordata, Chondrichthyes, Myliobatiformes, Dasyatidae. The coding region runs from base 105 to 575 and encodes 156 amino acids. The transcript is spliced from 6 exons.